GGAAGCUUUCUCCGUGGUACCUUCCGGCCUCCACGGCCGUAUUUCCCGUGCUGCACCGCGGCCUCCUCUUUCUCUUCCGGUCCCAGGCGCGUCGGGAGCCGCGGGCUUGGGCGCAGACAUGGCCAAGUCCAAGAACCACACCACGCACAACCAGUCCCGAAAAUGGCACAGAAAUGGCAUCAAGAAACCCCGAUCACAAAGAUACGAGUCUCUUAAGGGGGUAGACCCCAAGUUUCUAAGGAACAUGCGCUUUGCCAAGAAGCACAACAAGAAGGGCCUGAAGAAGAUGCAGGCCAACAACGCUAAGGCCAUGAGUGCGCGCGCUGAGGCUAUCAAGGCCCUCGUAAAGCCCAAGGAGGUCAAGCCCAGGAUUCCAAAGGGCAGCAGCCAAAAGCUCAAUCGACUUGCCUACAUCGCUCACCCCAAGCUUGGGAAACGUGCUCGUGCCCGCAUCGCCAAGGGUCUCAGGCUGAGCCGGCCAAAGGCCAAGGCCAAGGCUCCAACCCAGCCCCAGGCUGCGGGUGCAGGUGCAGCCCCAGCUUCAGCUCAGGCUCCAGCUCCCAAAAGUGCCCAGGCCCCGGCUCCCAAAGGUGCCCAGGCCCCGGCCCCCAAAGGUGCCCAGGCUCCGGCUCCCAAAGGUGCCCAGGCCCCGGCUCCCAAAGGUGCCCAGGCCCCAGCUCCCAAAGGUGCCCAGGCUCCGGCUCCCAAAGGUGCCCAGGCCCCCACGAAGGCUCCACAGUAGAGGCCUCUGUCUGCGGAUGUGAGGACAGAAGGACUGGUGCGACCCCCGGGCUACUGUCUGCAUGGAGCUGGUGUCCUCCUGUGCUAUUUGUACAAAUAAACCUGAGUCAGGAUCUGUCA
This is a messenger RNA of Miniopterus natalensis, 861 nucleotides long. It is a transcript of the gene RPL29, whose product is annotated as ribosomal protein L29. The record is from RefSeq and is a predicted model, not a curated record. Lineage: Eukaryota; Metazoa; Chordata; Mammalia; Chiroptera; Miniopteridae. Gene Ontology annotation, molecular function: structural constituent of ribosome. Gene Ontology annotation, cellular component: cytosolic large ribosomal subunit; ribosome. Gene Ontology annotation, biological process: cytoplasmic translation.